AUGUCUGCCAGCCACCUCGCUGGCAACCGGAACAGCACUCCGGAAGCCUCCAAUACCAACUUGCGCCUCCCUAGUUCUCGAAGUAUCGCCGCCAAUCAUGCCCUGCGUGCGUCCGCUGAUAUGGGUGCUUACAGCCCCUCUCCCUUGUCUAACCGUGGUCUGCGUCCUUCCUCCGAAGUAUACUUCAGUCACACACAGUCCGGGAAUCCCGACGAAAUGGAGCGAGCUGCCCAGCAAUGGAUUGCAGAUAUUGACCAAUACGAGGAUACACUGGAAGAAAUGGCAGCUGCAACGUUGGACCAAGACUUCAAGGAUGAGUUGAGCGCUAUUGAGCAGUGGUUCAGAGUCCUCAGCGAAGCGGAGCGAACUGCUGCCCUUUAUGCUCUUCUCCAGCAGACCACCCAAGUACAGAUCCGCUUCUUCAUACAGGUCCUUCAGCAGAUGGCCAAGAGUCACCCUAUGUCUGGUGUACUCUCGCCAGCCAACUUUGGUGAAAGAGACCCCAUGUCUCAGAAGCUCAACGAUGCUAUGAGCAAGCUCAAUGUUGAUUCCUCCCGUAACUCCGUAGGAGUGGUCGGUCGCCCCCCACCAUCGCCUGGCGCAGGAGCAAAACGCAACUCUCAACUUGAUCCGUCAACGAUCAACUCCAUGUUUCCAGAUGCCGCUGCUGCCAUUGCGAAGCAAAAGGCCGAGUUUACACAGCAUACUGGUGUACCUCCAUCCUCGAACCGAAACAGCGUCAUUGAUCGUUCAUCUCUCGCAGUUCCUAAUGUAGCACCCGAAGACACUAGAAAAGAGAACCUCCCUCAACCACCUGCAUCUCCGUGGGGCCGCAAUACCGAUUCGCAACAAAGUGGUGUUCGCCCGAAAUCUUCAUCCAGUCAGCAGCCGAUGGGUCAAUUCGCGCAGCCACCUCCUUCUGCCGGCCUCCGGUCCCCUCGUCCGCAAGGAGUUUCUGGAGACUCGAACAUUCAGAACACUACAUUGAGCGCGGCUGAUUCAACCGUUGGAGGCAUGCCUGGCAUACUUUCACCUUAUGCCGGAAGUGGCAAUUGGGCGUCCAUGGUUAAUACUCCGUUGGUACCAAAUUUCCAAGCUCAGGGCAAUCACACCGACAUGGUUGCCAACGCCACAGCCAUGAAACUCGCCGCCCUCUCCACUGUCAACAACCGCAUCCAGCUUGAUGAUGUCCGCAAAUACCGCCGUACCCGUUCCACUGAGGGCCAAGGUGGCCUGGCGCCCAAUACUGGUGGUUUCCCCAAUGCCGGUAUGGUCAUGAGAGACCAGCUUGGUCAGAUCUUGUCACCCCAGCAAGCAGCGGCCUUGCAAGCACAGCAGCUCGUUGCCUUGCAGGGGCAACGGUCCCGUCCCAAUUCGCCAGGAAUUGCCAUGCAGGGAGGCAUUCCCGGUGUCAAUCUCACCUCUCCGCAGAACAAUGGGUAUCUUGCAGCCUAUGACAACCAUAAUGUCCCUGGAAUUAAUCUCUCCCAAUAUGGAUUGGCUGUACCCGGUGGAUAUGAAGGAUAUGUCUCCGAUCAUUCCGAGAUGCAACGGGGUCGCUCGCCUCGUGGACGACGAGGCAGCUCAAAGCCGCCAGAGGACCCAACCGAUGUUCAGCUGUUAGAAGACAUCCCUAGCUGGCUCAGAACUCUCCGUCUACACAAAUAUACCGACAAUUUGAAAAGCAUGCACUGGACGGAGAUGGUUGAGUUGAAGGACGAAGACCUUGAAAAGCGAGGUGUUGCGGCUGUGGGUGCUCGUAGAAAGAUGCUCAAGGUCUUCGAGGAUGUUUUAAAGAAGAAGAGUGAGGGCAGAUACGACAUGUACUUAGGGAAUCAGUAG
Molecule: messenger RNA, 1842 nt
Organism: Pseudovirgaria hyperparasitica
Lineage: Eukaryota; Fungi; Ascomycota; Dothideomycetes; Acrospermales; Acrospermaceae
Exons: 2
Coding region: 1-1842 (613 amino acids)
Biological process (GO): regulation of mRNA stability; nuclear-transcribed mRNA poly(A) tail shortening
Cellular component (GO): P-body
Molecular function (GO): protein binding; mRNA binding; translation repressor activity
Source: RefSeq, a predicted model, not a curated record